AUGUCCGCCGCGAAUGCACUCCAGAUCGUCGAAAUCGUGUGCGCGAUCUCCGAGCAAUUUGCGAUAGAGCAUCAUAAAACGUUGCAUAGAGGAAAGUGCCGUCGAGAUCUAGCGCACUUCGCCCAAGUAUCCAAGGCCUUCGUCGACCCGGCGCUGCGCGUGCUUUGGAGGGUGCUCCCUGGAGUCGAUCCGCUGCUGCGUCUGCUUCCCUGCGUCGGGGAGGAAAGGGUCGGACACCCUGCUGGGGUUGCACAGAUCUUCCUCAAAAGGGCAUUUGACUCAAAGGAAUGGCAGCGCGUUCAGCAUUACGCUGGUUACGUCCAUGCAAUAGACCACGUGGACAACAUUCGGCUCGAUUGCGGUUUCAAAGGAAGGCGUCGAUACAGGCGGGUCGAGCCCGCACUGCAGCAACUUCUCAUAUUGUCAACUGGAGGUGAACCAUUGUUGCCUCGCCUGCAGAGGCUAGUGUGGUGUCCAACAGAUAUCGGCUUACUCGUCGAUCCACCACCGUUCUCCGUGAUUGGUCCAUCCAUCCAACACUUCACACUGCACUACCUCCCACCGAGCGAGGGACGAAGUCACGGCCUAGCGACGGUCUUGGCCGCGGUAGCGGCCCUGGCUCCUGGCUUACGCACGCUCGCGCUGUAUCAACGAGUCGUGCAGGAGCUACGGUUGGCUCGCGCGCACGAGGAUGCUUUGUUGACCAUUGCUCGAUGCACUCAACUCCGCCAGCUCAAGAUCUUAGCGAGUCAGCUCGAAGUCACAUCCCGCUUCUUCGACGCCCUCGCGACCUUACCCUCGCUCGAAAGCCUGCGUCUCGAGGUCUCGCAAGUCGACGCAGUCGCUGGCCAGAGACGAGCGCUCGCCGCGCUGGAGGCGCUGGAGUUGACUGCUCCCGACGAUAUGAUCGCAAACUUCAUACAGUUUGUUUCACUCCCAUCCCUCCGUAAACUCUCAUUGUGUUUCGACGCCCAGGACAUAAAUGCCGCAACAAUCUACGGCGCGUGGGCCAGACGAUCUCCCGCGCAAUCAUGGCCGUCCACAGUCCGUAUUCUCCGCCUCCGUUUCCCCUUCGCCUUCCCCGGCCCCGGUACUACCCUCGUGGAGGUGAUCCAGCCCGUCCUCGAGCUGCAUAACCUGGAAGAGUUCAAUGUCGAGGCACGUCUGGGAAUAUUUGAUUGGUCGGAUGACGACGCGCUUUUAAUAUCUCAAGCCUGGCCGCGAUUGACCGCAUUUCUGCUUCGCGUCGAUCAGGGGAAGGAGCACGAGAGCCGCCGUUCUCUGGGCACCUUCAGACCCUCGCAGCGCGCGCUCCUCCAUUUCGCGGAACACUGUCCGAACCUAGAGCAACUCGUAAUCCCCUGCAUCGUCGACCCGAAUGCUGAAUAUCUCAACCUCACUGCCCCUCGUCCUCACAAUCGUCUCAAAGUCCUCCUUCUCGCCAUUGUAGACGUGGAGUGCGAACGGUGCUUUGCUCGUGACCUCGUGAAGCUAUUCCCGAACCUUCGCGCCGAUAGGCGUCCCAAAACGCACGUACGGUUUCCGUAUCACAAGGACUAUGAUUCAGAUUUCUGGGAACUAUUGCGCGAGAAGAUAGAGUUGAAGGCUAGGGCCACUUGA
This is a messenger RNA of Rhodofomes roseus, 1620 nucleotides long. RefSeq lists its product as uncharacterized. Lineage: Eukaryota; Fungi; Basidiomycota; Agaricomycetes; Polyporales; Fomitopsidaceae. The coding region runs from base 1 to 1620 and encodes 539 amino acids. The record is from RefSeq and is a predicted model, not a curated record. The transcript is spliced from 2 exons.